AAUAAGAGGAAGUUCGCCUGCCCUGUGGCUUCACGAGAGACAGUGUCGGUUACUGUGAGGAGUGAGUCUGGGGACCUCAACUUGUCGUGUGUCACUGUGCUCGGAGGUUUGCUGCUCAGUCUCUGGACUCCUUCACCUGUCUCUUCCCACCAGGGAAUCCACAAAAUGAGGCUGAGGUUUCUCUGCAGCAGUCUGCCUGCUGGUUUGAUGUUCGCUUUCUUGGUUCUUCUACUUCGCCCUGUUUCCACACGUGAAAACAGAGAUCAUAUUUAUUUCUUGGAUAAAGGAGAGGAAGUUGUGUUAGAAGGACCGGUCAAUCCUGGGAAUGGCCCUGUUGUCUGGGAAUGGAAACCACACUCGGGGCAGGACAUCCAGCAGCUGGGGACUUUCAGCAGAUGGGGCCGGGGAUGGUGGAGAGAACAAUGGAAUAACGACUGGAGAAGGAGUGUCUGGUACCAGGAGCUGCGUGUGGAUGGUGGUACUGUUAAUCUGAGAAUUAAAAAACCCAAUUUUAAAAUUGCGGGAUUGUUCACUUUGACUCAAACGCAACCGACGAAGCAAAUCCUGAAACAAUAUGAAAUAUUUGGGAUCAAAGUCGAGGCAAGUCCACAGUGGUCUGUGGUGGGCAGUGACGUCACCCUCAGCUGUACCAUCUCCAGACUCCCAGAUACAGUCAGUCUUCAGUGGGAACGAAAGGACUCGUCCCAGCAGAACAGGAGGGGCACUGUUCAGAUCCGCCUGAAUAACACGGUCUAUCUGAUGGUCCAACAACUUACAGUGGAGGAUGGGAAGUUGUACGUCUGUCAAGUGCGGGAAAAUGGAGACAUUGUUCGCACAACAGAAGCAGAUUUUACUGUAGUUACAUCUCUAUAUGGGAAGUGUUACACCGUUUAUCGCUCCAGCACAGAUCACAGUGAACUCCACCUGGUCUGCUAUUAUGAUGGUUAUGAUUUCUUUCAUGCUGCGUGGACCUGGCGCUCACGUCAACAUCAGGACCAGGAGAAAGAAAUAGCGUCUGCCACAAAAUCUCAGCCCAUCAGUGUCAAAAGGGCCGACUUUGGGAAUCGACUUGUGACCUCGGUGAAUCACUUCAAUGGAAAGAACUUGAGUAUGAGGAUUGUCCCUGUUUUGUUUGAAGAUGCCGGAGUUUACAAAUGUUCUCUGGGCCCGUACACGUUUCUGACCAUUGAUCUAAUCACAGUGAAAGUCACAGCUGAACCAGCUGAUGCAGUGACCGAGGGAGACACAGUCACCCUGACCUGCUCUGUGUCUGACGUCACUGAACCAAUGAGACUGGUUUGGAUCAAUGGUGAUGGUAAAACUGUUGGAGAAAAGUCACUGAAUGGGGAAGAGAAAUCACUGAGUCUGAUUGUUCAGAAAGCUGACAGAGGAGGACGGAACUGGCGAUGUGGUUUGUUUCAGCAAAACAUGCUCCGGAUUGUGGUCCCGUACUACCAGGAGCCCAGUGGACGUGGGACUUCUGUUUACUUUGUCCACGAGGAAGGGAACUUUGUACUGAAAGGACCAGACAAUCCUGGAAAUGGCUCUAUUGACUUGGAAUGGAGGCCACACACAGGACAACAAACCGCAAAGCGAUUGGGCACUUUUCACAGAGAAGAUCAGCGGUGGGCUGUACAAUGGAGUGAUGAGUACAAUAAAAUGCCUGGGUUUUCCCAGAGGAUGCAUGCGGACUGGGGCACCCUUAAUGUGAGAAUCAGCAAGCCCACCUUUGAACUUGCAGGAUUGUUCACCUGGAAUCAGACACAGCUUACUGGGAAAAUCCUGAGACAGUGGGAAGUAUUUGGGAUCAAAGUUGAGGUGGACUCACAGAGACCUGUGGUGGGCAGUGACAUCACCCUCAGCUGCAACAUCUCCAGACUCCCAGAUACCGUCAGUCUUCACUGGAAACCAAGAGGCUCAUCUCAGCAGAACAGGAGCAACAACACCGAUCAGAUCCACCUGAAUAACACUGUCUAUCUAAUGGUCCAACACGUUGGAGCAGGAAACCCCAAUCUGUACAAAUGGGAAGUGCAGGAAAAUGGUUCCACUGUUCUCACUGGAGACAAAAGUGUUGAAGUGGAUCAAGAUUUACACAGUAAGACGUACACAGUUUAUCGGUCAGAUACAGAUCACAGUGAACUUGACCUGAUUUGUGAAGCUUCUGCUGAGGUCACUGAAGCCAAAUGGACUUGGAGGUCACAACGUUUUCAGAAUCAAGAGAGGGAAAUAGCUUCCACUCACAGAUCUGAGCUGAUCAAUGUCAACAAGAGCUACUUUGACAAUCGACUGGGAAGCACAGUGGGAAAUGUGAAUGGCAGGAAUUUCAGUGUGAGGAUUGUUCCUGUGCGGUUUGAAGAUGCCGGAGUUUACACGUGUUCUACGGGGUCGUAUAAACAUGUGACGAUUGAACUGAUCACAGUUAGAGUCACAGCUAAACCAUCUGAUGCAGUGACUGAGGGAGGCAAUGUUACCCUGACCUGCUCUGUGUCUGACGUCACUGAAUCAAUGAGACUGGUUUGGAUCAAUGGUGCUGGCAAAACUGUGGAAGAGAAAGUUUUCAUGGAACGGAAGAAUAAAGGAGAUUCUUGGCAGCUGAUUCUUCUGAAAGCUGAUGAAGGCCAAAGAAAAUGGACAUGUGGUUUGUUUCAUCAAAACAGACCCAAGAUUUUUAUUCCAUAUUAUCUCCAGGUGAACAAGGAUUACAGUUUUAAACACACCAGUGUUGUAAUUACUGGUGUGGCUCUUCUCCUCAUCAUUAUCCUGGUAACGGUGUUGUGUCUGAGGAAAUGCAAGUUUACAGGUUUGGAAAAUCGACAAGAACCUCCACAAACAAAGAGCAAUACAGAAGAUGAAUCUCACCUUUAUGCAAAUCCUGAUGAAAUCCAGCAGGUGCAAGGAAUUAAUGAGACAUCAAUGCCUGAGACCAACCAUAUUGCUGAACAUAUGUCUGUGAAUAAGAAGGCAAGGCAAGAAGACACAGAGGAAGAUAUUCAUUAUGGAUCUAUCUCCUUCCAGGAAAAUGCACCAGGGCACAGGCAUGGUACACUAUCCUCCAAUCGAGCGUCAGAUACUAACCCGACUUCUUCAUGGGAAGAUGAUUCAAUCGUCAUCUAUGCACAGAUAACAAAAACAAAUAAAUGAAUAAUCUGCAGAGAAUAGAAAGGAAGGACUUGGUGUUGGAUAUGUAGGAAGUUGAAUUUUUUGAAAUUGAUUUUUUUACUUUAGAAUUGCUAUGUACUUUCACCAAUGUUCUUGCCCUGAGUUAACAUAAUCAGGACAUCGUCAUAAUUCCUGACCUAGAAAUGAGAAUCAUUUCUCUGAAUACAAUUCCAACAUUUCUUUUCAGCCUCUGCAGAUGGUAUGUGAAAAGAAAGCAGCUACAUUAUGCAAGGUAGAUUAAAUGGUGCAGGCACAUUUGUUGCCAAUACAACUAGUAUUUCAGAACUUGUCAUGACAAACAAUAAUGAUUUAAAUAAAGUGUGACAGAGUUAAAGGGUUAAACACUAGUCCUACAUGGGACACAAGCCUAUUUAUACCAAAACCAGCCCUCGUGUGUACUUAUUUUAUUCAUUUACUGUAUGCUGGUGAAACAGAUAAAGCUGAUAUAUUUCGUCCAUCAACAACUGCAUGUGGGAGGUGGUGCUGAACUCCCUCCUUGAAUCGUUGAGGUCCUACUGGUGAGGGCACUCUCACUGCGUUGUUGGGUAAGAAGGUCCAUGAUUUUGACCCAAAGACAAUGAAAGAAUGGCAAUAUAUUUCCACAUUAGGAUCUUAUGUGACUUGGAGGGGAACCUGCAGGAGGGGAAGGUACCACAUGCCUCCAGCCCUUGGUGGUUGGUGCAGUAGCUGACAAAAGUGGCUUUACUGAGUAGUUGCAAUGCAAUUUGUAGAUGGAGCCAAUAAAGGUGAGGGGAGACCCCAUGACGAAUUGCCAAACUAACUGCUUGGGAAUCAAACAGAAUUUACAGGCAGAAAAUAGAGGAAGGUAUGCGUUCUGUAGGAGCAUGAACCAGUGUGUGUUCUGCAGAACAUGAUUUCCGGUAAACUGACAGCUCAGAGAGAGACUGUAUUUAAUUUAAAGAUCAACAUGAGAGCUUACCACUUCCCAAACACAGGCAUACAAUUCACAUGUAAAAAGUAUUUUUUUGUGGAAGAUAACAGAAGUAGAAUUCCCCUUGUGCCUGCAAAGGUCCUUCACUCUCAACAUUUUAAGUACUUGGAUCAUGUCCCCUUAUUCUCUUCUGGCGUAAAUGUCUGCAUCUGUCACUGCAUUUAACAGCAGAAGUGAAAAUUGGCUCAAAUCCUUCUUGUUUCAUGCAGCUGUUAGCAGAAGUGAAAAUUGGCUCAAAUCCUUCUUGU
This is a messenger RNA of Pristis pectinata (smalltooth sawfish), 4359 nucleotides long. RefSeq lists its product as uncharacterized. The coding region runs from base 166 to 3141 and encodes 991 amino acids. The transcript has 16 exons. The record is from RefSeq and is a predicted model, not a curated record. NCBI's taxonomy places the organism in Eukaryota, Metazoa, Chordata, Chondrichthyes, Rhinopristiformes, Pristidae.